AUGGCAUCGUCUCCUGGAAACAACCGUUUGAAAUCGUGCCAGAUUUUCCGAAAGGACACCAAGAAAACACCCGUUCUGACAAAGGAACCUUCCUUGUCCAACGAUAGUCAAAAUCCAUGUACGUGUUCCACAGACUCCAAUAAUGGCCAAAGACGAAGUAUCAAUAAUAAGAAAAAAUCGCUCAAGAAUUCGGAAUCACUUCCUUGCGCUGUCACGUGGGAUGGUUCCAAAUCCAUGGCCAGCACUGUGAUAUGCGUUGAUGAUAAUUCAACGUUAAAUAAUAUAAAUUCAAGGCCUAGGACCGCACUUUUGAAUGUGACUUUGGAAAGAUCGCAUUCUCAAAAUGACAGGGCAAAUCAGCGUAUCAGGACGCAGCAGAACAGGUCUAGGGAUUCUUCGAGGCAUGGGCGGAUAAUUAGGCUCGAACAGAAGGCUACAAAGGUUUUGGGAGUAGUCUUCUUUACAUUUGUGGUUCUAUGGGCUCCAUUCUUCGUAUUGAAUCUACUGCCUUCAGUUUGCGAGAGUUGCGAAAAAGACGUUAGUGGUUGGGUCUUCGAAUUUGUCACAUGGCUUGGCUACGCCAGUUCCAUGGUCAACCCUAUUUUCUAUACAAUUUUCAAUAAAGUCUUUAGGCAAGCAUUCAAAAAGGUUUUAUUAUGCCGAUACAGGAGCUCAAAGUGGAGACCUCAUAGGUAG
Molecule: messenger RNA, 696 nt
Organism: Ctenocephalides felis (cat flea)
Lineage: Eukaryota; Metazoa; Arthropoda; Insecta; Siphonaptera; Pulicidae
Product: 5-hydroxytryptamine receptor 2A-like
Exons: 3
Coding region: 1-696 (231 amino acids)
Biological process (GO): G protein-coupled receptor signaling pathway, coupled to cyclic nucleotide second messenger; chemical synaptic transmission
Cellular component (GO): membrane; dendrite
Molecular function (GO): G protein-coupled serotonin receptor activity; neurotransmitter receptor activity
Source: RefSeq, a predicted model, not a curated record